AAAAGAGCUAGCUGCACAUGAAGAAUUAAACAUAAAACUUUCAGAGGAAAAAGAUAAACUGGAGAUAGAAAUGUCAGCGGUUGAAAAUAAGCUGAAACAUAUGACGACAAGAGCACAAGACACAUCAAAAUUAAAAAACGAAAACGAUAUGUUGUAUAAGACCAUAGAAUCGUUAAAGGAACAAAUAAAAGAAAAAGAUGAUAUACUUAAAAAGUCUCAGUUAGAUUAUCAAAAAAUCCUAGGCGAAUUGGCAACGCAACAUUCAGAUAAUAGAAGGAUUAUGAAAAUUGCAAAGAGAUCUGAUAUGAGGUUCUCAAGAAGGCGAACUAUAAGUGACUUAGACAGUUUUAAAGACGAUUUACGGAGUGCUGAGAACACUGAAAAGCAACUCAAGAGUGAAGCAAAAUCAUGGGGAAAACGCGCAGAAAGCAUGCGGAAUCUUUUGGGAGAAAAUCACAAUUCAUUGCAAGAGAAUGACGAAGAUAGUAUAAAAGAAAGUUCUUCCGAAUCAUCAGAUGAUUCAAGUAUCGUUUGUUCCGGCGUAUUGAGAAAACAGUCUGAAAGCCAAGCGGUUCUAUCGAGCAAAGACAAAGUAAUGAACUCAUUAACUGUGAAGAAGAAAGGCAACAAAGAAAUCAACGUCUAUAAUUAUAAUAUACAAAAGUGUGCACAUAUAACCGUCAAUUCAAAAAUCACGAACCGAAACAGUGACGAGGAUAGUGGGAGCAGCAACACUCCAGCGAUAGAAGAAAGUAGUGAAUAACAGUAUCCCCUAUCUCAAUUCAGACAUAUACAUCUUACACAGAAUAACUGCUAUUUAUACCAACAUCAUCUUGCUGACAUUACCUUUCGCCAAUAAUAUAUACAUAGUGAUAGGCAAAAGAAGUGUUUUCAUUUAAAUAUUAUACUUCAUUCAUAAUGUAAAAAUAUGAACUUAAUGUUGGUUAGUUUUUCUAUUUUGACUGUAACGUUUUGGAUGUUAAGACACAACGAUGAUUUCAAUCUCAAAUCGAACAUUGUUUACAGGAUUAUAGGUGUUUCCAUUGCCUUUGAUAAACUGUGGUCAUGCGUGACAUUUGUAAUAGACUUUUAACGAACUAUGCGUGAUGUGCUAAUGGUUGCGUGUGCAAUAAACCAUCGAGUAAACUCACGGGUGUCAUUCGGUAUAUCAAGAAAAAUGUUCGAGAAAGAAUAACUAACAGUGGUCAAGCAUUGUUAAAGGAGUGUGAAAAUUUUGUAACAUAUUAUAAAUACAAUUUAUUGUAUUUAUACUAUAAAGUCUGCUGCGGAACAGAUCAGAAAAAAAUAUACAUCUGUGAAUAUGAUUCAACUUCCUUAAUAAAUCUGUGCACUACAUUACAACACCUUAACUUGCAGUACAUGUAAAGGAAACCCAAAAUGCAACCCACAAUCAUAUAACAAUCUUUGUAUACAUAAUGGUCAUAUUUCAAUGAAUAAUGAUACAUUUGAAACUUUAUAUUUAUAGAGUCAG
Mytilus trossulus (common blue mussel) is the source of this 1492-nucleotide messenger RNA. RefSeq lists its product as uncharacterized. The coding region runs from base 71 to 763 and encodes 230 amino acids. NCBI's taxonomy places the organism in Eukaryota, Metazoa, Mollusca, Bivalvia, Mytilida, Mytilidae. The record is from RefSeq and is a predicted model, not a curated record. The transcript is spliced from 7 exons.